This is a messenger RNA of Rhagoletis zephyria (snowberry fruit fly), 10350 nucleotides long. RefSeq names its product lysosomal-trafficking regulator mauve (gene mv). Gene Ontology annotation, molecular function: protein binding. NCBI's taxonomy places the organism in Eukaryota, Metazoa, Arthropoda, Insecta, Diptera, Tephritidae. The record is from RefSeq and is a predicted model, not a curated record.
CUGUAUGUAUUGAGUUGAUCUGGUAACACGUUAUGAAGAUGAAGUAAAAUUGCACUGUGCAUGUCAAAACAUUUUUGGUUGCAUUGUUCAAGGAAAUUAAUAUUCAAACUAGUAAAAAAAGGUAUUUAGAAGUCACUGAUGCAGUUGGUCACUGAUUAGCACUCUACAGCGGUGUGAACUCAUGCCAAUAAACAUCCGAAGCAAUAUACCUGCAACAAGUCUGAAACGUUAUUCCUUUAUUUCCUGAUUUGAUGUAAUUUUGCCGAAUAAUGCAGCAGGAGGCCAUGGAGGCGGAGGGCUCUACUUAUAUGCUGGUAGAAACAUUGAGUGUUAUUUGGAAAAAUUAUCUUAGUACCGGCGAUGACCGCGAAGCUAAAUUACAUUGGAUGGAAUUGUUUCUGUUUUAUUUUCAAUACGUUGAAGAAGAUACUUUACAGUCAGAAGUACUUAUAAGUUUGUUAAAUAAUAUUCCAGAAGAAACAACCUCAUAUCUCUUGGAGACAGUGUGCUGCAUCAUAAAUAAGUCUCACUUAUCAAUUUCUUCAUGUACAACAGAAAGCAAUAGUACUGACCUAGUACAAGAUGAGAUAAGCAAACUCAUAAGCGAUGUGAAUUCCUUUCCGAACAAUAAAAGUUUUACACCGCUCAUACUAAAUGCACCGAGUGACUGGAGUAAAAUAGUUGCCCUUCGCAGCUUUCUUACACACAGUUUGGGUAAACAUUUGCUUCGAUUUUUAUUGCGUGUGGAUACCAAGCUCAUCGCUUCACAAAAAGGCCUUUGCACUUUAUGUAUCAAACUGUUCCCGAAUUGUAAAUGGAAUACAGCAGAAAUUAAACUAGACUCUUCCCCCUCCAUAUUAACAGUCAUCGCUAAGAUUUCUCAAUUUCAGUGCCCAAACUUGCGAAUUAAUCGUACUACUACAAAGAAAUCACAAUUUGAAUCACUUUCACCUCAACAAAUUGAGAAGGAACUUGAUGAUUUUAGAAGCAUUAUUGCUAGCAGUGAUGAAAUCGCCUUCCUGGUGAUACAACUAAUGUCAAAGUGUGUUUCAAAUGAAUGUGAGGAUAAUCUUAAUCCCCAAUCAAUAUCAGUGCUUUCAUUAAAUUUUGCAUUGGAAUGCUUAUGUGGCAGUGAUGAGAUGUAUAACACAGAGCAAAAUGCCGGCAAAAUUAAGUAUGAACUUCUGCAACUUAUAAUACGCUGCAUCAACAAUAUAUUUAAUGCUUCUUCCGGUUUAACCGCUGUACAAUUUCGAAACGUAUUCUCAAAGUUAGCCACCAUCUUACAAAAACAUGCUAUAGAAGUCGUAAACCCAAAGUCUGGAAAUUUUGCCGAUAGCAGGGAGCACGCUUCAAUUAAUUUUACCGUUGAAUUUCUAAGUGCGACCAACUAUGUACUGUUUUACAUUCUCCAAAAUAUCAUAAGUCACCUACACAAAUUGAAAAAACCGUAUCAUGAUUUGGGUAGCAAAAGCAGCUUGAAUGAUUUUAAGUUCGUUGAUGAAAAUGUGAUUGAUGUAAGCAUUGAAACAUUCCAAAAUGUGUUACAAAACCUAAACACCAAUACUGAUGGAGAUGACGAAGCGUCAGUGCUCCUUAUGCUGACCUUCAAAGCACUUAUUAAAAUAAUAGAUCAGCUUUUCAAGAAUGAUCAACUCGUUAUGAACAAUUCUAUUCACCCAAUCGGUGGUCACGCACGCAGAAGGCGCCACCUUUUCCGGCAGGUACAUUGCUGGUCGUCACAAGCACCAACAUUAAGCUGCUUCUUUCAAGGCACUUUACUAAAUUUGCUCUCUAAAAUCUCUGUAGAUAUGCAAGAGUACGCUGUACGUUAUUUAUUACGUAUUGGCAUUUGCUGCUGCCUCUACACAAUAAAUACCUAUGCCACAUGCUUGGAUAUAGUUCUUGCUUUAGCUCCGAAAUAUCAAAAUUACAUUUAUAAAUUUUUGCAUCGUAAAAUACUGUGCACUAUUUUUUCCCGAGAUCAUGGUGGUCUGAAUAAACAUCAAUCAGAAAACUGUGCUAAAUGUGAUACAAAAUUAAAAUCGCCAGAGUUUCGAAAGGAAGUUUUGCAGCUCUACAAACAACUUCAUGAAAAACUCGUUAAUGGUAAUGAAGAAAUCUGCAAUAAAUUGACUGCACUUCAACUUUUGCUGAAGCAUCUAAAAUGCAUAUCAGAUACUUUGAACAGCGACAUUGCUGCAGGUAUUCUGGCCGAACUUAUUUUACCCGCGUUCCGUAAAUUUAAAUCGGAUAUACUGAAAAGCCGAAAUUCGAACAAAGCACCAUCGAAUGAAAAACUACCGCAAUCCAUGAACAGAAACUCACCUAUCACUGCGUCAGCCGAUAAAAACGAUGAAACACCAGAUACCACAUUGAUUUGUUUCGGUAUUGUACAAGAUUGUUUGAAUAUUUUCGUUGCCUAUUUGGAAAUAGAUAUACGUUUAAUAAAAGCUUUCUACAACGAAGAAAAUAUAUCACAUUUAGAGGAUUUGUUUGGCGAACCGACACUAGUUCAUAGCAUAUGCGACCUCAUUAAAAUCGGCAUCGAUAAUAUGGCAUUUUUGGGGGAAAGCAGUAAAGAACAAACUGUGUUAAGCCAACGUCUCAUUAUGCUGCUAUUGAAAAGUGGUAGAGAGCACGCUUUGCAGUUCAAUGCACUACUCGACUAUUCAAAUAACUCAGCUGCUAGCAAAGAUAAGAAGGCAGAAGAACGAGACAUAUCACGUGCGCCCGAUAUUUUGUAUGCUGCCGCUUUACAGUGGUCAUUUACAUAUGAGCUAUUCCAAACAAGUCAGUGCUUCUUUAACGCCUUUUCGGCGAUAUAUAAUUUAAAUAAAAAUCAAGGUAUGCCCAUUGACCACGAUGAUUCAAAGGAUUGCUCACCAAAUGCACUUUGUAACGACAAGGGGAUUGACGAUAUUUUGACGCUAAACUAUAAUGCAUUGUGCACUUUUUUGCAACUUUCACAACGAAAAUCUACGAUUGCCUCUAAACCCACACGCCCACAUUAUCACAUCAAUACAUCAACAUCAUCCCCAAUACAAAGCACAAUGUACACAGUAGACCCCGAAGCCAACAAAGAAGACUGUUGUUUGUCAAGUUCACUGGAAACUUUGCUCUCAAGCAUUGAGGUAGAUGCGAUGCAACAAACGGUAGACUCAGUUAGUUUAUCGAUUGCAUCGAAUGCGACAACAAUUGCCGGUGUAAACGCUUCAUCGUUACAUGGAAUCCAACACUUGCCGAAGGGUGAUAGCACUUCUCAAAUAAGCUUGCAUUUAUAUACAGAAGCUUUCAAUUUAUCAUUUUUGGAUACAUUAAAACACCAUAAAUCAAUUCACUUUGAAGAUUUGUAUGCAACUGAGACGGAGAUUGGAGAUAACAUUGUAAUUUACGACGUUCGCAACCAGGUCAGUUCACAUGCUGUUCACAAUUCAGCAUUAUCCAUAACAACAGCGACGUUAAACGCUCCCAGUGUCGGCACACUAGCCAACACAACUGUGUGGAACUGUGCCGCUGAUGCGCUUUCAACAUCAACGGUGGUAGUUGGGCCGGAAACUCGCGCAGCGGUACUAAAUAUUGGGACAAGCAUAAUCGGAAAAUUAUUUAGUGUCAUAGGUUCGAUUUUUGGUGGCGCUAGUUAUGCAAAUUCAGUAAGCGAUUUAAAUAACAGUACAAAAGAAGAGUGCCUAGAUGAAGGCAUCGAUCCGAUACUUAUUUGCUUAUUAGAAUCAAGUAGCGAUAGCAAAAGGUAUCUUCUACGAUUAUUCGAAGCAACAUUGGCAAUAGCAAUUAAAAGUUUUAAACAAGAAGGAGCAGAAGCGAUGGAUAGGCAUUUAUUGAAACUGAAAUCAGUGAUAUUGAAAAGUGCUAUAUCCAACUGGAGUCAAAUGCACACAGAGGAGCGUACGCGCGAAAACGCCGUGGUAAAAGCUUUGCACAGCCUCCUAAGAAUAGCAGAGCAAUACUCUACCAGCAAAGCCCUUGCAGAUUUCAAUGAAAGCAAUGACCUUGAUAAUACCGCCAGUGAGGAUGCGGCUUUACAAUCGACUCUCCGUCCGCGUGCGCGAUCUUUUACCAGUACAAAAACCCAUGGCAAAAACAGCAACGCGACCACACCACGUACGCCUGUGCCAAAGAGGCCGAUCUCCGGCGAAAGCUGCGAUGCAGAUUAUUUUUCCACGCGAAUGUCAGUAUUCUGUGAGAGUGAAAUGGAGCUCAGCGAGAAUGAGCACGAUGACAACUAUAUAACGGCGGACGAGGGCUACGAAGCUGAUGGCGAGAUACCUGAAAUAUCUGAAUCUGAAACUGAGUUGGAUAAGGCAGAAUUUUGGAAUUCAUUUCAACCAAGUUCUCGUUAUCGUACACAUCUGCUACACGAUGGUCUUUGUCAGUUGGUAGUUGAAAUUCUUAUUGAGCUGUCAGAAAGAUGCAUCCACAAUCCGGUGGGUUGGAGUGACUGUUUGGUGCAACUGGCAAAUCGUCUAUUCGUAAUUCGUGCUCAUAUAGGAGAUUCACUAUUUUUACUGCGUGGCUUUGCGCCAGUUUUGAAGUGCGGCGAUCCACGCCUGAGAGAACUUCAACAAGCCUUGCUAGAGUUAAUUGUGGACAUAAACACUCCUGAAGUUAUCUGCACAUAUUUUAAUAUCUUAUCCGCCAAAAAUCCGCCUGUGGAUCUUCUAAUAAGAUAUCUGAAUCAUAGAUGUGACAGUAAACUGAAAAAGCCUCAACCUAUGGUCGAAUUGGAAUUCCCUAUGACGAUCGAUGGCAAAUGCACUUCGACGAGCGAUCAACAUUUAACAAUGGAAAUCGAUCGCAUUCGAAAUCAACAUAUAAAUGCGCAAGCCACGACACCAUUGUCUCGUACUCCUUGUAUCAUACCUAUAACACAUGCCAGACUGUGGGGCAAUGAUGGUUUCACACUUUCGUUUUGGCUGCAACUGAAAGGAACAAAUAUUAACAAACCCUCGUCCUUAAAUGCAGAGGAUGACCAGCGUAGUUCUCUCGAAAACAAUCUGAAAACACACAUUGUUUCCAUAGGCACCAACCAAGUAAUGUUAAGUGUUUAUGUUGAUAGCAAUAUGAAAUUAGUUUUCGAGACAAGCAAGCCGAAUGCCGAGAUCCAAAUGCAAGCUCAAUCGCCGUCAGAGCUAGCAAACGGGAAUAUGGAAGAGAAAAAUCAAUCCUCAGCAAAAGAUGCUGUUACUGAUUCGAAAACACCUGCUCCUUUGGUUAGGCCCACAAGUGCAUCCACAAGUCCAUCCACUCUGCGAGUUGCUCUGAAACAGACUAAGCUUGUGAUUCUUAACAGCUUUAAUAACAUGCAUCUCUUCAAAUAUCAUAACCACCAUCAUUCGUAUGAGAAUUCUUCUGUUGAGCUGAAAUUAUUUCGAUGUACACGGAAUAGCUGGACACAUGUUGCAUUUGGAGUAUGUGCUCAUCAAGAUCAUUUAGAGCUAACAGUUUACAUUGACGGUGUGGAAGAAGAUAUUAUUAAUUUACAUUUCCGAAAUAUCCGAAGUUCCAUAAAAAGUCACGCCUUCCAAAUAAUAUGCCUUGGAGACAGCGCAUAUUCAGCUAUAAGUUCCAAUGGCUUGGGUGAUAACACAGAAUCGCAACGGUUCCACUCUGAGGGAUACCCAAUACCCUAUAGCAUAUCUAACUUAAUGCUAUUCAGUAACAAAUUUGCAGCAUGGGAAACCAUAGCCAACUUGACGGCAAUGGGACCGGACUUUUCAGAGCUUGCUCCACUUCAAGUUAACUCCUGGCAGCCAAAUUAUGGCUUUGUAAAUUUAAGUAAACUGAAAAAAGCUAAUUUUGGUAGUGUUGCGGAAUCAAUUAAAUUGUUGUACGAAGCUCGUUUGCUAUGCUAUACAGCAGAGUCUCCAGAUAUUGUGAUGGGCUAUAACAGUGAAUCAAAAGACGGAGGCGUUGUCAGUGCUGGACGCGUGUAUGGCUUAAUUUUAUAUGGAGAAUUGAUACAAAAUCACUUACGCUCCAUUCAAACAGCUACUUUGUUAUGUGGAGGACUUUCAACACACUUAUACUUAUUUGCCAGGAUUGUGGAGCUCAGCAGCAAUUCGAUGUCGCAGUACAUGGCCUUAGACUUUCUGCUAAGUGUUGCCUUGUCUGAUUCACAGUUAUAUGCGGAGUUUUUACGAAUAAACUAUAUGAAUCUGAUAGGCUACGUUGUUAAGACCGAUCGCUGCACUAAAGAUGUCAACCUUCUAAGAAGUAUUCUAAAUAAUGCCUGCUCACAACCCAUAAUCAAUAAAAGAGGCGAAACAUUGGAGAUUAGUGAAAACACUAGCGCCAUUGUCGUAUAUCCGCAGCUGAUCAUAUCAAUAUUACAUCGUUAUUCAGAUUGGCAUCGUUCUGGAGUGGAACACUCCGAAGUACUGGACAUGUUAUUCCUAAGUAUUUUGGCGUUGACCAGCGAAAAACAUCCACAUCGAGAUUUAAAUUUAUAUCAAUUGAGUGAAGCUGGUCUACUCAAGGAGCUACUCAAUUUAUGCAAAGUUUAUGUGAUUGAAUCACCAAAUCCGGUGUACAUAUCAGCAAGUGCAGCUGAAUCAUUUGUGGCCAUAUUGUCAGUUUUUGCUGGUUCGCCACCAUCCACAUCGCUAAUGGAUGAAAUAAUGAAAUUGGCCUUACUUCUGCAAAAGCCCAGUGAAUGUUACAUCACACAUGAUAGAUCGAAAUUCUAUUUUCUCUUAACACCACAGCCGCCAGUUAGAGAAAAAUUAUCAACGGUGUCCAGCUUUAAUCGAGUCGCAACGCCAUUUCGACGUCGAUCUAAACGAGAGCGACCUGGCAUCGCAGUCCCUAUUGCAGCUGUGCGUACCGCCAUAAUUAAAUUAUUAGCGGUACUUUUGAAGCGCCUACAACAAAGUGACAUAGUUGCGCAUGUGAAAAGCUUAUAUCCCCAGCACUUGGCAAAUCAAAUGUCUUUAUAUGCAACUGAUAUGCAGAUGUUUGAAGCUUGUUUGGAAUGGGUUACUGGCACAUAUAAUAGUUCGUCAACAGUUCUGAGCUCGGACAUGACUUUGCACCUGGUUGACCGUUUCGGAAUCAAUGCUCUUUUGUCAAUUGUAAUAAAUAUGGCUAACAAUCAAAAUAGCCAUAAGGCAAAGGCCUUCAAAAUUCUCAACAAAAUGUUUAACACCGACACAGAACAGCAGCAACUUUUGAUUGAUGCCGGUUUGCUGCUGUGUUGCACCAAAUCGCUUUUCAAUCUAUAUUUAGGCUCAAACGUUGUAGAUUCUUUGUUAGAAGAAUCGAUACUGGCGCUUUUAACGAAAAUAGGAGAGAAGUCGUUGAAAUCAGUUGGUCUCAUCAAGGUUGUUUGGGAUAUUUUAAACAUGCUUACAUUCCUACACGAAGGUGCAAGUGCCUUGGUUAUCAAAAAUUUACGUUCUGCGCAAGCGCGCUUACAAUUAAAGUGGAUAAGCAUGUUUUUUGAGCCCGCAAAUGAACCAACCACUUUUAAAGUUAUUGUGCUGCCGAACUCUACGUUGUCUAUUAACGAGACUAAAGAGAGAUUGCGCUUACUCAUAGAUCGUUGUGCGCAGUUCUUCACCAUUUGUGAUACCAAUUACACGUCUAGUGCUGCGGAAAUAGAACUUUUCCAACUAAUUGUUUCAUAUAGCAUUUCCACAAGCCAGCGUUGUAACAAUUUCAUAGCUUGGGGUCUGCAGCCAUCACGGCCGCGCGAACUGCGUGCUUUCAUUGUUGAUGCGCUCUGGAGUUCUUGCCAAUCCGAAUUAUUGCCGCCAGUUGUUUGCGAUGGAAAGAUAAUUAAAUCGUUUCUGUGGUUGUGUCUGCUCGAAGAUUUGGAAAAACCUUUGAGAAAUUUAGAGCGUCUAUGCAAACUAUUAGGUAUCAAUGAGCAUGAUUCGACGUGGAAUUUGGAAAAUGAACUGGAGCGUAUUGAGCUCAAUCGUAGUGCGGUUGCAGCGGAACAAAAGGCAAAAUUAGAAGAGACCGUUUUCCGGCUAGAACCGCUUGCUGUGAGUUGCAUUGAAUCGUCUAUGUUAACUACAAGGCGCGUUGCGGAGUUGCAGAACUCUGAACGCAAGCUAUUAAUGUAUCAAUUAAAAGACUAUGAUGACGCCAGCAUUUACACAAGGUGGUUGGGAGUUGUACGGCGAAUGACACACGAAGGUGCGCCAUGGCACUCCGCAGAACGUUCGGAAAACUCUUGGGAAUUAGACGACACUGAAGGUCCAUCCAGGGUCCAUACGCGCCUGCGCCGAUGCCAUUUGGAUAUCGAUAAACGCUUCUUUAUGGAGGACUAUAACACUACGGAGCUGCGUAACAGUGAUAUUCCAUUGAAUUCGAGUACCUCUAGUAUAGCAGAAUAUGUACGACCAUUAGAAUAUCUUCUGUCCAGCUAUGACCAACAGCUCAAUAUUUCGCUCAACUCUCAAAUAUUGUAUAACUUUCCUGCCAAAUUCUUACCAGUAGAUGGCGAAAUAGAUGGUGAGAUUAUUAUAACCGAUCAUAAACUAUACUUUAUGGCUACAUAUCGAUGCAAGUACUUCUACAUUAACUGUGAUAUCUCGAGUAUAAGUGAAAUUUGGCUUAAACGCUAUCAGCAUCAGGAAAAAGCUUUUGAAAUAUUUUUAGAUACAAAUCAAUCUCUAUUUUUCUCACUACAAAAUCAAGAAGAUUAUAAAAUUAUGUACGAUGUGUUUUGCGAUAAGAUCGUCACACAUCCCGACCAAGCAAAAAUUCUCGUAAUCACACAACAAUGGCGCGAAGGUUUAUUGACCAAUUGGGAAUACUUAAUGACACUUAAUCAAAUUGCUGGACGGACUUAUAAUGAUCUCAUGCAAUAUCCUAUAUUUCCAUGGAUAAUAUCAAAUUAUAUAUCCGACAUAUUGGAUUUAACUGACACAUCGAAUUUCCGUAAGUUGGAGAAACCUGUUGCUGUCCAGCACGAAGAGAAUGAACAACAUUACAUCAACAACUAUACGUACAUUAACAAUACGAUGACUAACAUGGGCUCCAUGACGCUGAAGCCGUAUCAUUAUAGCUCGCACUAUUCAAACUCUGGCACGGUGCUGCAUUUCCUCGUGCGCGUACCUCCUUUUACGAGUUAUUUCCUUAGAUACCAAGACAAUAAUUUCGAUUUACCCGAUCGAACAUUUCACUCUCUCAAUACCACUUGGAACCUGGCAAGUCGAGAUAGUCCUACUGAUGUUAAGGAGCUUAUACCAGAAUUUUUCUGUUUGCCAGAAAUGUUUGAAAAUUUCGAAAGAUUUAAUUUUGGUUGUCGUCAAAAUGGCGAACGUGUGGAAGAUGUACAGCUGCCGCCCUGGUGUCUUCGUGAUGCUCGCCUAUUCGUACUCAUACAUCGGCAAGCAUUAGAAGCAGAGCUGGCUCGUAACCAACUACAUCAGUGGAUCGAUUUAAUAUUUGGUUAUAAACAGUCGGGUGAAAAUGCAAUUGAAGCCAUUAAUGUUUUUCAUCCAGCGACAUAUCCAUCAUUCUUGGCAUCCAUUACCUCGGACCCAAUAGAACGGAAAGCUGUAGAAACCAUGAUAAAAACGUAUGGACAAAUGCCUAGGCAGCUUUUCAAAAAUCCUCAUCCGCAGACAAAAUCAUUGAACUAUUGUCUUGGCGCUAAGGAUGUGCUUCCCACCGUACGAGGUCUGCGUUGGGGUGUCUAUCUGGGAUCGCCACAGCUGCAUGCGCCAACGCUUGGUAAUAUUUACAAGAUUGCUGGCGCCGAAUAUUUGGUUUCAUUCAACAACACGAAUGUUGUCUAUGGUCUACCAACAAAAUCUUGUAUCAUGCAAGGUGCUGAAGUAGAUACAUUCAAUGUCAUAUCGUGGGAUUAUGAGGAUCACAUUGUUCGUAUCCAGCCACUAAAUAAGUUAAAUGCCAAACCGAAAAACAUUCUGCGCAGCAACAUUAUCGACGAUAUUACUGCAUGUGGUGCCGAUCCCAAUUCAAAUCAACUUUGGUUCGGGCACAAGUCUGGCCGUAUAAGUAUAUAUAAAUGCAGCACCACAGACAUGAACAACCGUAUAGUGAAAAGUCGUCAGAAUUACAUUCGCGGUCUUCGGCGUUCCUACAAUUCGGCAUUUCGCAAACUGACCACUAAAAGUUAUGCAGAGGAAGGAGAUACCAGCCAUACGACACCACUAUUGUGUUCCACAAUGGGAACAACGUCAGAUGGACUACAACGGGAUAGUGCCGAUCUGACAUGGAAUGGACCCACAAUUCUGCUGCGACACACCGAUGAGGUGACGAGUAUACGUUUAUCGGUUGAAUUUAAAAUAGCGGUUUCUGCAGGGCGUGACGGAAUCGCCGUUAUUUGGGAUCUGAAUAAGUAAGUUCAAC